Molecule: messenger RNA, 2973 nt
Organism: Aspergillus aculeatinus CBS 121060
Lineage: Eukaryota; Fungi; Ascomycota; Eurotiomycetes; Eurotiales; Aspergillaceae
Product: ER oxidoreductin
Exons: 5
Coding region: 1-2973 (990 amino acids)
Biological process (GO): protein import into peroxisome matrix, docking; protein folding in endoplasmic reticulum
Cellular component (GO): endoplasmic reticulum membrane; peroxisome; endoplasmic reticulum
Molecular function (GO): thiol oxidase activity; FAD binding; protein binding
Source: RefSeq, a predicted model, not a curated record
AUGCGUUCUGCGGCCAAACUUUUCUAUCUGGCUGUAUUUGCCCUCUCUGCGCACAUCAACGCUGAGAGCCAUGAGGGAAAAGCCGGCCCACAGUAUGGCCAUGACAAAUGCGCGCUUGACCCUACCGCUAUGGUGUCCGACGCCUGUGUUUCCUAUACGACCCUCGAUGCACUAAACGAUCAAGUCUAUCCUCUCCUCCAGUCUAUCACCCAAGAAACCGACUUCUUCUCAUAUUACCGUCUCAACCUCUUCAACAAGGUCUGUCCCUUCUGGUCGGACGCCAACAGCAUGUGUGGAAACAUCGCAUGCUCAGUGAAUACGAUCGAAUCGGAGGAAGACAUCCCCUUAACAUGGCGGGCAGAGGAGCUGAGUAAACUUGAGGGACCCAAGGCCGGCCAUCCAGGUCGAAGGCAGCAAAAAGAGCGACCCAGAGAUCGUCCGCUCCAAGGGAUGCUGGGUGAAAACGUGGGAGAAAGUUGUGUCGUCGAGUACGAUGAUGAAUGCGACGAGCGAGACUACUGCGUCCCUGAAGAUGAGGGCGCCAGCAGCAAAGGAGACUACGUCAGUCUGGUGGACAACCCCGAGCGAUUUACUGGCUAUGCUGGUAUGGGCGCCCACCAGGUCUGGGAUGCGAUCUAUCGCGAAAACUGUUUCCUCAAGCCAACCUCCCAGCUGGAGCUGUCGCCCAACCCCCAACUGGGCAAUCUUGAAGCCAUGAACGACUUCCGCAGUGUGCUACAACAGGAAUUGAAGCGCCCGGAUCGUCUUCCCCUAGACAAUGAGUGCCUUGAGAAGCGGGUCUUCCAUCGCCUCAUCAGUGGAAUGCAUGCCUCCAUCUCGACGCAUCUCUGCUGGGACUACCUCAACCAGACGACCGGGCAGUGGCACCCCAACCUGCAAUGUUUCAAGGAGCGCUUGCACGACCAUCCCGAGCGCAUCUCCAACCUGUACUUCAACUACGCUCUGGUGUCCCGGGCUGUGGCAAAACUGCAGAAGCACCUGAAGAGCUACAACUACUGUACCAGCGACCCCGAACAAGAUACUCAAACCCGGGAGAAGGUGUCGAGGUUGACUGCCACUCUUGCCGAGCGGCCUCAGAUCUUCGAUGAGAACAUGAUGUUCCAAGACCCAAGCGCCCUUGGUCUGAAGGAAGAUUUCCGCAAUCGCUUCCGCAAUGUUAGCCGGCUGAUGGACUGUGUCGGGUGCGACAAGUGCCGUCUUUGGGGCAAGCUUCAGGUCAACGGAUACGGAACCGCCUUGAAGGUGCUCUUUGAAUAUGACGAGACCAAGAACGGCGAGAACCCCUUGCUACGCCGGACCGAACUGGUGGCGCUGAUCAACACCCUUGGUCGCAUCUCCCACAGUGUCGCCGCAGUCCGGAGUUUUCACCGUGCCAUGGAGGUCGGAGACGGCGAGGUGUUCUCGAUCCCCGCCAGCAUUGCGUCGAAGGACCGUGGCGACAAGAAAACCCGGCGCCUGCUCAAGGACGGUGGCUCGACGUUCUACUACGAGAACGACGAUGAGGACUUUGUGUAUAUCUCCGAGAAGCUUCCUUGGGAACGGGUUCGCGAAAGGCGCGAUACCGACACCCUCUGGGACGAUAUCAAGGCCGAAUUCUCCCUUGUCUGGGAUACAUAUGUCUAUGUGCUGAAGAGCUGGGCCAACGUUCCGAAGACACUGGUUGAGAUUAUCGUGAUCGAGGUCGCCCGAUCUGUCGCAACCACUACACCCGCCACGGCUGGUCCAGCAACGAUGACGGCCUCUUCGCCAGCCUCGGCCGCAACCACCGGCGCCGCUUCAACCUCCACGUCUGCCACUCCUGAUCUCCCAUCUCGCCCCGACACUCUGAAUGCCGUCGUGAACCGCACAGCAUCCAAUUACUCGCCAUAUGGAGCCUCUCGGCUAGGCACCAGUCCCUACGGAGGCUAUGGUGGCUACGGGGCCUACUCUUCACCAUACUCUCGCUUCGGGACGAUGGGGUCAAUGUAUGGCGGCUAUGGCGGCUACGGCGGGAUGUACGGCGGCAUGGGAGGGAUGUAUGGCGGUGGCAUGCCUGGAGAUCCGAACGACCCGAACAGCCUGACCAACUCCUUCAGUCAAAGCACGCAGGCGACUUUCCAAAUGAUCGAGAGCAUUGUCGGUGCGUUUGGUGGCUUCGCCCAGAUGCUGGAGAGCACCUACAUGGCGACCCACAGCUCGUUCUUCGCCAUGGUCUCCGUCGCGGAGCAGCUUGGCAACCUCCGCAACACCCUGGGUUCUGCUCUCGGCAUCUUCACCUUGAUCCGCUGGUUCAGAACCUUGAUCGCAAAGAUCACCGGUCGUCCGCCGCCGGUGGAUGCUACGGCUCUCACGCCGGCUGCAUUCGCGGCUUUUAUGAACGGCCGUUCCGUUGCCGCGACUUUGCCCGAUGGCUCCCCCGCCCCGCCGAAGCCCUCGAAGAAGCCUUUCUUCAUGUUCCUGAUCGCCGUCUUCGGUCUUCCGUACCUGAUGGGCAAGCUCAUCAAGGCGCUCGCACGCUCACAGGAAGAACAGCGGCGUCAGAUGAUGCUCGGUCCGAAUGGCGAGCCCGCGCAGCAGGCACCGCUUGAUCCCUCCAAGCUCGACUUCUGCCGCGUGUUGUAUGACUACACUCCCGAGGCCCAGGAAAGUUCUGGGAUCGACCUGGCCGUCAAGAAGGGCGACAUUGUCGCUGUCCUCAGCAAGUCGGACCCCAUGGGUAACGCAUCGGAAUGGUGGCGGUGCCGUGCCCGGGACGGUCGUGUCGGAUACCUCCCUGGACCGUACCUGGAAACCAUUCAGCGCCGUCCCCAGCAGCAGGCCAUCACUUCGGGCAGUGAAACCACCAGCCGCAGCAACUCGCUACGAGCUCACGUGACCGACGAAGUGGCGGACGCGACCGUCAAGCCCGAAUUGAAGGGCAAGAUGGGCGAUAUCUCGCCGGAAAGCUUCCAGAAGAGCGCAUUCUACUCCUAA